Messenger RNA from Prorocentrum cordatum, 1311 nucleotides. The record is from the annotation of a GenBank genome assembly. NCBI's taxonomy places the organism in Eukaryota, Dinophyceae, Prorocentrales, Prorocentraceae.
AUGGACGCGGUCGCCAUCCCUGGCGGGGCGGCCGCGUUGCCGGCCUGGGUGGUGCUGGCGCUGGAGGCCGCGGCUUUCUUUGUGCCAGGCUGGGGCCCAGGGCAGGCGGCCUGCCCAGACCUCUCGUGCCCUGCCUGCCCAGCGUGCCCAGAGGCGGCGGCGUGCGCGGCCUGCCCGCAGGCCGCGGCCUGCCCGGCUUGCGAGCCGCCUCCCUGCGCGGCUUGCCCGGCCUGCGAGCCGCCGCCGUGCGCGGCCUGCCCGGCCUGCGAGGCGAGGGCGUGCCCGGAGGCGUCGGCUGGCGAGAAGGCGGCUGAGAAACUCGCUGGAGCGCUGCUUGGAGGCCUGGUGCACUGGCUGGUGUCGAAGUGGUGGACUAGAGCGCUCCCAGGGGAGCACGUGGUCUGCCGUUUCGCCGACGACGACGUCGACCACGAACGGGUGCUGCUGCACUACGUGGCGGAAGGCGAGUGGGUCGUCCUGACCCCAGAUGGCGACAUCUACGCUGAGGACAUGAGCUGUGGGGACCACGAGACUGGGCCUGCCCGAGCCUUCCCGCUGGCACUGCGGACGCGCAAAAUGCGGAGGCUGUAUCGAUUCCGUGAGGAGCUGGGGCCCGACGAGCUGGCCGACGCGUUGACGCGGGGCCGUCAGGCGGCGCUGGAGAUGGACGCUGCCUUGCCUGAGCCGAGGGAGGCCGUGGCCGUGGGCGGCCAGCGGGUCACCUGGCAGGAGGCUGCUGGUAAGCUGUCGGCCGCGGAGCGGGCCGGCCUGCUGCGCCUGGGCAUGGCCGUGGCUCGGCUGGGCGGGAAGCUGCUGGAGGCUCCUGGUGCGGGUCAGGCCUGGAUCGCCCUCAGCGGCGGACCCGGCGUUGCGAUCGGAACGGAGGUCGACGUGGCGAACAUCGAGGGCCUGAGCUUCGAGGGCGGGCCCGAGCCGUUCGGUGUGCUGAGGGCCGCCGACGGCGGCAUAGUGCGUCUCGCCCGGCUAGACGCAGGGUCGGCCCCUGGGCGCGUGGCCGAGGAGGCCGCAGUCUGGCAUGGCCUGGACAGAGGCCAAGCGCGCGCCCUGGGCCCCGAGCGCCGACGUGCUGCAGCCGCGGCGCCGCUCGAGGAUGAGGGGCCCGCCGGGCCCAUAGGCGGCGCGGCUACGCCCGAGCUGGCGCUGCCGCCCUUGGCGGAGCCGCUGGGCGAGGAGCGUGACGCCGACGCCCGCGCGCUCUGGGUCGACUACGACGAGCAGGGCGAGCGGUUCAAGCGAUGGCGGGACGUGGUAGGCGAGUCGAGGCAGGAGCGCUACCCAGACGCGAGCUGA